Anastrepha obliqua is the source of this 1454-nucleotide messenger RNA. RefSeq lists its product as uncharacterized. Bases 965 to 1375 code for a protein of 136 amino acids. The transcript is spliced from 2 exons. Lineage: Eukaryota; Metazoa; Arthropoda; Insecta; Diptera; Tephritidae. The record is from RefSeq and is a predicted model, not a curated record.
GCCAUUCAACGGACUGCUAUAUUUGUACUACAAAAGUAUUUGGGGUAGGAAAGUCUAGAAAAGUAACCUAUGCGAGCAUAUCUACAGUGUCAUUACCAGAACUAAAUUCAACGGAAGCUACAUUGCCAGAAUCAAAUUUAACUUUAGUUUCGGCUCCAGUUUCAUUGUCAACAGCAGUAUCUGAUUACGCGGCAUCAUGUUGUACUGAAUUGCAAACGGAAAACGAAAGAAACCCUUUGUCACAAGCACAACUCACUGAUUGGAUAAGGGAUUUGGAAUUGUCAAAAGAAAAGGCCGAACUACAUGCCCCUCGUAUGCAACAAUUUAAAUUUGUUUCAUCCGAUGUUAAGGUAACAUAUUAUAGGACUCGUCACGAACAAUUCUCCCAGCACUAUACGAAGAAGGACAGUGUUUGUUAUUGCAAAAACAUUGCUGGUCUAUUUAAACAGUUUGGUAAACCAUAUGAUUCAAAAGAGUGGCGAUUGUUCAUAGACGGCAAUUAAGGCUGUAUUAUUGCAUAUUGGCAACCAAAAGCCAUCUAUCCCGAUCGCGCAUGCAGUAAAUACGAAGGAAACAUAUGAGACAAUGCAAAAAUUGCUUAAAUUAAUUAAAUACGAAGAACAUGAUUGGAAAGCUAUGUGGUCUACAAUCUGGAUACACAAAAUACUGUUGCUUUCUAUGCAAAUGGGAUAGCCGAGCACGUCAAGACCACUACAUCAUAAAGGAUUGGCCAGAACGAAUCGAGUUUCAAGUUGGGGUGGAUAACAUAAAAUACUCACCACUUAUAAAAAAGGAAAAAAUAAUUCUACCUCCACUCCACAUCAAGCUCAGCCUUAUCAAAAACUUUGUCAAGGCUUUGGACAAAGAAGGCGAAGCUUUUCAUUAUUUGAAAACAAUCUUUCCACAGAUUUCAGAAGCAAAAAUAUAGGAAGGGAUUUUUGUGGGGCCGCGAAUAAGGAAAAUAAUGGCCAAUACCCAUUUCAAAGAACUAUUGUCACCAGUGGAGGCAGCAGCGUGGGACUCUUUUGAAAAGGUCGUUACUUCUUUUUUAGGCAAACACAAAAGUCCUAACUUCGAGCUGAUACUGAACGAUUUAAUCAAAAACUAUGCGGAAAUGGGAGUAAAUAUGUCUUUCAAAAUUCAUUUUCUGCACUCCCAUUUAAAUUUUUUCCCGAAAAAUCUUAGCGACGAAAGCGACGAGCAUGGCGAAAGGUUUCACCAGCAAAUGAAAAUGAUUGAAAGUCGGUAUCAAGGAUUCUGGGAUGUCGCUAUGAUGGGUGACUACUGUUGGUUUCUCAUAAGAGAAACCGAUCCUUAUAUAAAUAAGCGUCAAAACAAGACACAUAACUUUUUCAAUUAUAAAAUAAGAUCAUAGAGUUAAGACAGAGUCAUAUGUACAUAUGCUAUUAUUUGUAGGGUACUUAAGUUUUACUAUAUGGAUAUAUUUACUUGAA